AGCCACUCUGGGUCAAGCUUCCGAACCGCGCGUUGCCCACUUUUCUGCGGGCCUGCGUUGGGGCCAUGGAGCUCCGCGCGGUCGCGCGAUGGACGGUGGCCUCGCGACUGCGCGCGCCGCUGACCAGUCCCCAGAGGCGACGUCGUGGUGGUGGAGGUGGCCUCGGUCUUCGGCCUCUGGCCCGGGAGGUCCGUGCUGCUGCUGGGCGAGGGGAACCUCUCCUUCGCCAGAGCUCUGGCGGCGCUCGGCGCCGCCGGGUGCGUGAUCGUGGCCACGACCCUGGAGACGGAGGAGGAGCACCAGGCGCGCUUCCCAGGGGCCUCGGCCGCAGCGCUGGCCGAGGGCUUGGAGGUGUCGCACGGCGUGGACGCCACGGCCAUCGCGGCCACCCUGCCCGAGGGCCGCUCGCGCCCUUCGACCGCGUCAUCUUCCAGUUCCCGCAGCACCCCGAGCGCCGCAAGAUCCACAGGCACCGCGAGCUGCUCCGGCGCUUCUUCGCCAGCGUCCUGCCGCACGUCGCCGAGGGCGGCGAGGUGCUCGUCACGCUGUGCGGCGGCCAGGGGGGCACGCCGGCCGAGCGCGAGCCGCGGAAGGCCUCGGACACGUGGCAGGUGCAGGACGCGGCGGCGGAGGCGGGCCUCGUCCUGGCCGCGGUGCACGCCUUCCCCGCGGCCGCCCUGGCCUCGCUGGGCUACAGCUCCACGGGCUACCGCGGCAGCGGGCUCCGCGCGAGCAACUCUGGGCUCCACCAGGACCGGCCGUUCUGCGUCGACGGCGGCCUCACCCACGCGUUCCGCGCGGAGGGCGCCGGCGCGGUCGCGGCCUUCCCGCUGUGCUGGAGCCACGACGUCAGCUUCUGGGCCCGGACCGGGUUCGAGGAGGCCGACUUGCUGUGCGCCCUUCGCCAUGCUGGUGGCGGCGGCCCGCUGGAGGUCACUGCGGAGCUUCUGGACGAGUACCACCGCCCCGAGGACUUCAGGGCGGCCAGGACGUACCGCCUCUCCGUGUGCGCGCGCGACAGGGCCGUGUCGCAAAAGGCGUGGCGGCACUGGUGCGAGAGCGCGCGGGCGGAGAUGGAGCGCCAGGCCGAGGCCGAUGCCGGCGCGCCCUCCGCGGGGCCGGGGCCGCCCUCGGCCUGCGAAGCCACCGCCGCCGCAGCCGCGGCCGCGUGCAAGAAAUGGCGGCACUUGGGCGGCAAGGCGUGUGACUUCGAACCAGCCCACCUGGUGUUGGGCGAGUGCCAGGUGACGCUGUAG
Prorocentrum cordatum is the source of this 1256-nucleotide messenger RNA. The record is from the annotation of a GenBank genome assembly. Lineage: Eukaryota; Dinophyceae; Prorocentrales; Prorocentraceae.